UCUGAGAGUCCAAAGCGGCCACACAAAAUAUUUUAAGCUCGUAACUUGCUUUUGUUUACGUGCGUCACUGACAAGAAAUACCACUUUGAGAAUUAAUACCACGUUGACUUCAAUUUUUGCUCCCAUGAAAGAGGAAGAUAAGGUGGCAGGUCCAAGCCUGAUGCUGGGCUAUGAGACCAUCAAGGAAGAAACAUUUCUGUUUGAGGAAUCAGACUGCUUUCAUUAUGAAGGUGACAUUGACUUGGAUUUUAAAACUGAGGAUUCCCCAUAUGAGGAUGAUGAAGAGUCCAACGAAGCAUUGGAGGUGAAUAAUGUACUAAACAAAAACAGUCUAGAAAAGAAUGAGAAGACCAGCCUUAAGAAAGGAAAUCAAUUGACUGAUGGAAGAACAAGAAGUUCUCUGACCUGUAAGUUGUGCACCAAGAAGUUUCGCCGCCCAGGUAACCUACGGAAGCAUUCUCUAGUGUGUGAAGGCGGGGGGCCAUACAUAUGUAGAUUGUGUGGCAAAGAAGUUGCAAACCAAGAGAACCUUGACAGACAUGUUGAAGAAUUGCAUAUGAUAGGAGUUAAGAAAUUUGUGUGCAAUGAAUGUGGGAAAAAAUUCACUCGAAAAGGCAAUCUGAAAUCACAUAUGGUUGUACACACAAAGGCAAAGAGGGAUAAUCAUUUUGUCUGUCAUAAAUGCGAUGAGGAAUUUGAUGACCGAUCCACCCUAAUGAGACAUGUACGAGGACAUGAUGGUCAAGAGUGCAGAGAAUGUGGCAUGAGAUUUUCAAGGGAACGCCUCAGUGUACACAUGGCUAUGCACAUGAGAGAGAAAUGCAGCAAAAAAAAGUUAACCACUAAAGGCAAGUCACAGAAAUGCCUUCGAGAAAUUACAGAAGAAGAGGUACGCAGGAACUCAAGAACAGUUAGUAAGAAGAAAAGGAAAGGGAAGAAAAUUGGUGAAUUAACCAGCAAGAUCCAAAAAAUCAGGAGUAAUCCUUUAUCUGUCAUGUGGAAUGUGUUUAAUUCAGAGUGAUUGUACUAAAACAUGCCUGUAGCACUGCUACCAGCAAGCACUUAGAUUAGGGCAAUUCAAACAAGUCAUAUGAAAUGCAUUUUAUGUUAUAAAUUCUUGAAUUGUCACAAAGUCAUAGGUUAAUGAAGGGUAAGAAACAUGAGGUAAAUUAUAAGAUAAAGAUAACUGUACUAUGUACUGAAUAUGAAGUGCAAAGGUCAUUAUUUAAUGUAUUUUUUCUUAAUGUUAGUGAUUGAUCAAACAAAAGUAAAACACAGAUAUUAUCUCUUGGCUACAGAAAAAUUAAGGCUCUGAAAAGAGUGUAAGAUUUCUUAUUUGUGUUAUCAGAAAGCAGUAGAAUAUAUUACUCUGUAAUGCCUGUAACAGAAAGAAAAAUAUUUUGCAUUAUUUUGCAUGAAACUAUAGAUAUGGUCUGCACAGGUUUUGUUAUCCAGGUAUCUCGCCAUCCACUUCAAACUCUGCAAGAAAGAAAUAAUAUGAGUGAUAAUUAUUCUAGUCAGAAGUAUGGUACAAUAUGUUUUGUGAAAUAAUCAUUGAAAUAUUCUGCAUAGACUAUAAUUUUCUUUGUGUUAUUUUAUUGGUGUACAUGUUACAACACCCAACCAGUCAUCAUUAUGGGGAUUAUAAGGAUAACUGGCAUCCCACAAAAUCAGUUAAGCUAGUCAUCCUUGUUAGACUAAUGAUAUUCUGUAAGACUGGCACUUUUAUAUGUAUAAUUAUAAAACAAAAUGUAUUGAAAAAAAAAAAAAAAUUCACUUGCUGUAUUCCGAGACGAAGAUAUUUGUUGUAUCCUGAUUGAUUGAAUAUUACAGGAAGAUAAAUUUUGAAACUGGCAAAUAAAA
Molecule: messenger RNA, 1863 nt
Organism: Penaeus chinensis
Lineage: Eukaryota; Metazoa; Arthropoda; Malacostraca; Decapoda; Penaeidae
Product: gastrula zinc finger protein XlCGF7.1-like
Exons: 2
Coding region: 125-1021 (298 amino acids)
Biological process (GO): regulation of transcription by RNA polymerase II
Cellular component (GO): nucleus
Molecular function (GO): RNA polymerase II transcription regulatory region sequence-specific DNA binding; DNA-binding transcription factor activity, RNA polymerase II-specific
Source: RefSeq, a predicted model, not a curated record